Molecule: messenger RNA, 1192 nt
Organism: Myodes glareolus (Bank vole)
Lineage: Eukaryota; Metazoa; Chordata; Mammalia; Rodentia; Cricetidae
Gene: Asrgl1
Product: asparaginase and isoaspartyl peptidase 1
Cellular component (GO): cytoplasm
Molecular function (GO): asparaginase activity
Source: RefSeq, a predicted model, not a curated record
CGUGCGCAGGCGUGGAACCGUUGCCUGGGGAGCGGUUGCGGGGGUGCCCAGCGGUUUGCUGCACGGUGGGUUGGCCAGCCUGACAUCCUGGCGACCGCCCCGCACCGAGAAAGUGUUCCGGGCGCCCGCUGCUCCAUGGCUGCGUCAGCCCGAGGCUCCAUCGACGUGAGUCUGGUGGUAGUAGUCCAUGGUGGCGGAGCCAGCAACAUCUCGGCCGACCGGAAAGAGCGGGUGCGUGAGGGCAUAGCCAGAGCAGCUACCGAGGGCUACAACAUCCUCAAGGCCGGAGGGAGCGCGGUUGAUGCUGUGGAAGGAGCCGUGACUGUCCUGGAAGACGACCCGGAGUUCAACGCAGGUUGUGGGUCUGUCCUGAAUGCAAAAGGUGACGUUGAGAUGGAUGCUAGUAUCAUGGAUGGGAGGGACCUGUCUGCAGGAGCAGUGUCUGCCGUGCGCUGUAUCGCAAAUCCCACUAAGCUUGCACGGCUUGUUAUGGAAAAGACACCUCAUUGCUUUCUGACUGGCCAUGGUGCAGAGAAAUUUGCAGCAGACAUGGGGAUUCCAGAGAUUCCUGUAGAAAAACUGAUAACGGAGAGAAGCAAGAAGCACCUGGAGAAAGAGAAGCUUGAGAAGGGGGCCCACAAAGCUGACUGCCCUAAAAACUCAGGAACGGUGGGUGCUGUUGCCUUGGACUGCAAAGGAAAUUUGGCUUAUGCCACCUCUACUGGAGGGAUUGUCAAUAAAAUGGUCGGCAGAGUUGGAGACUCACCUUGCAUAGGAGCUGGAGGUUACGCAGACAAUAAUGUUGGCGCUGUCUCAACCACAGGACAUGGAGAAAGUAUCCUGAAGGUGAAUCUGGCCAGACUCGCCCUCUUUCAUGUAGAACAAGGAAAGACCGUAGAUGCGGCUGCUGAGUUGGCAUUGAAUUAUAUGAAGUCAAAGCUCAAAGGUCUAGGUGGCCUCAUCUUGGUGAGCAAAACAGGAGACUGGGUAGCGAAGUGGACCUCUGCCACCAUGCCCUGGGCAGCGGUGAAGAAUGGCAAGCUGCAGGCCGGCAUUGACCUUUGUGACACCAAGACCAUGGACCUGCACUAAACCCCAGAAGAUUGUAAUCUCUUCCUAGCCUGGAAGUGAGGUUGAGCUGCCUGGUGUGGAGACCUGGCUUAAUCAAUUAGAUGCAGACAUGGAAACCUUA